Venturia canescens is the source of this 1368-nucleotide messenger RNA. RefSeq lists its product as uncharacterized. Gene Ontology annotation, molecular function: nucleic acid binding. The record is from RefSeq and is a predicted model, not a curated record. NCBI's taxonomy places the organism in Eukaryota, Metazoa, Arthropoda, Insecta, Hymenoptera, Ichneumonidae. Gene Ontology annotation, biological process: DNA integration. The transcript is spliced from 3 exons. The coding region runs from base 1 to 1368 and encodes 455 amino acids.
AUGACAAAUUACUAUUCAAAAUGUGUGAAAAAUUACUCGGAGAUUGUCGGUCCGCUUUACGAAUUGCUUCAGAAAAACUCCAAAUGGGAAUGUAGCAAUUUGUGUGAUGAAGCGUUUCGAAAAGUAAAGCGUCGGUUAGUAGAAUCGGAAGUAUUGGUUCAUUAUAACCCGGAAUUACCAAUCAAAAUAUCGUGUGACGCAUCGCCGUUCGGAUUGGGAGCCGUCCUUUCACAUGUUUUCCCAGAUGAGUCGGAAAGACCAGUGACGUUCGCGUCGAGAACGCUCAAUAAGGCGGAAAAGAAUUAUUCCCAAUUGGACAAGGAGGCUCUCGGGUUAAUUUUUGCGGUUCAAGCUAUUGAUGUUGAAAUAAUUCGGGAAGAGACAAAUAAUGAUCCGAUUUUGAGUCACGUUAGAGAUUAUGUAUUGAAUGGUUGGCCGUAUCAGGUGAAUAACAAUCUGAAAGCGUUUAAAAGUAGAGAGAGAAAGCUGACUGCGGAGCAAGGAUGCGUAUUGUGGGGUCACCGUUUUGUUAUACCCCAAUCUUUGCGUGAUGAAUUAUUGAAUGAAUUACAUACCGCGCACGACGGUAUAGUAAGAAUGAAGGCCGUAGCUAGGAGUUAUAUUUGGUGGCCUAAUCUUGACAAAGACAUAGAGAAUAUUGGUAUGUCGUGCAUAUCGUGCCUAAAAGCAACGGAAAACCCGCCUAGAGCAAAACUAAAUUCAUGGAAACGGCCAAGUGGGCCUAAUCGGAGAUUGCACGCCGAUUUUCUAGGUCCGAUUGAAGACAAAAUGUAUAUUGUGAUAAUAGACGCGUUCUCAAAGUGGAUAGACAUUAAAGAACUAGAAAAUAUCACGAGUGGAACUACAAUUGAGGUGUUCAGAGAAAAUUUUUGUGCGUGGGGAUUACCCGUUAAACUUGUAACGGAUAAUGGACCGAGUUUUUGUUCAAAGGAGUUUAGCGAAUUCUUAAAGUCGUAUGGACAAACUAGUCAACAAAGUGGGUUCAGAGGCAAUAGACAAGUUGAUUUUCGUAAAAACGAAACAGUUAUGGCGAAAGAUUACUCUUCGAGUGUUGAUAACUGGAAAGUAUCGCAAAUACGCGAACAAAUAACACCGGUGACCUAUACGGUCUUCACGGAGGACAAUAAAACGUGGAAAAGGCAUGUGGAUCAAAUUAAAAAAUGUAAUUACCGCGUUAGUGAUAAGAGCGAAGCGAAGUCGAUUGUAGGCGCGAAGCCGACAGAUAAUUCAACGGACAUUCCGUUAGAGCCAUCGCCGAUGGGUACUGAGACGGAAACCCCCAUUAACUCGAGAAACAAUCCCGUGGAAAAUACGUCAGCGGAAGUGGCGAAAAAAAAAAAAAACUAA